AAAUUCUGCCCAAAGCUCGGAGCUGCCAUCUCAAAUGACGAACUGCCGUGGUUGUCGAACUCAGUUCUUCUCACGGCUUUCUCCGUCUCGCGUCUCAACUCUCAACUGAUCAUUGGCGCAUUCCUAGGUGCUGCGGGCCACAGCAUUCAAAUAUAUCCCGAUUGGAAACCUGAGAUCACCACUCGCCCAGCCCCCCUUUCUAAUUUCCCGAGAAGGUGAAGAUGAAGACCCAAUAAGAGAGUGGGAAAGAAUAAGAGAGGGGCAACAAGGGCAAGAAAAAAGAAACCCGCAAUGCGCCUCCGACACAUCCACCUCCCUUCCUCGCCCCCCACCUUCCCGUCCUACCGCCUCGCAGCUUCCAUCCAGGGGCACCUCCGGCGCCAGCUCCUCGACGCCAAGGACGCGCCCCGUACCCCCGGCCGCCACCACCCGCCGCCGACCCUCCUCUCCUUCACCCCACAGCCGACCUACACCCUCGGCCGCCGCCAGACCGCGCCCCUCGCCCCGGCCGAGCUAGCCCGCCUCCGGGCACCCCUCCACAUCCGCUUCCCCCCCAACGCCGCCGCCCACAGCCGGGAUGACACCAACACCUACACCCACACCUACCACCCGGCCGUCCUCCCCUCCCCCCGCGGCGGCCUGACAACCUACCACGGCCCGGGCCAACUCGUCCUCUGGCCUAUAACCGACCUCCGACCCCCAAGCCCCAACCCCCUCCCCCCCUUAACAGUCCGCUGCUACGCCCGCCUCCUGGAGUCCACAACCAUACAAACCCUCUCCCGCCUCCACGGCCUCGAAGCCUUCACCACCUCCGACCCAGGCGUCUGGGUGGGGGGGUCCCAUCACCACCAUCACCAUCAUCACCAUCAUCCCCCCUCCCCCCCACCACCGCCGCCGCGCAAGAUCGCCGCCCUGGGCGUCCACCUCCGCCGCCACGUCUCCGCCCUGGGCGUGGCCGUCAACCUGGACUUCCCCGCCGACGUCGGCCGGGGCGACCAGGCGUCCGACCCCUGGGCCCGCAUCGUCGCGUGCGGGCUCGAGGGGAGAGGCGUGACCAGCGCGGCCGCCGAGGUGGCGGCGGCGGCGGCGCGCUCCGGCCGGAGCACGGGGGCACCGCCGCUGCUGCCUGGUCCGGAGGAGGUCGCUGUCGCUUGGGCGGAGGAGUUUGCGCGGGGGCUAGGGGCCGGGGGCGUUGAUCGCGUAGGUGGGGAUGAGGUGGCGGAGCUUGUGGCGAUGGUGAGAGAAGAUGGCGGCUUGUGGAGGGAGGAGGGCGCAGGUGAGUUGUGAGUGAGGUUUGGGUGUUUAAGCGGUUUGUUGGUCGUGGACUUCGGGGUUGCUCGUCGUUGGGGGGUGGUCAUCUGGUAUGAUUCCGUUUGACAACCCCGUUCAGAGUUGGACAUUGUAUGGGGAUAACUACUCUUGCAUUUUCGACCCAUUGUAUAAGACAACACGUAUACUUGGGGAUAGGAGGAUGAGAAGUACCGCCUUACAGCAACUCCUCAACGCGACGACUGCUUACGCAUAUAGAGGCGGACAGAGAUAUAGAAACAUAAUGCAAUACAUUAAUGGUAUUUUCAGAGAA
This is a messenger RNA of Phialemonium atrogriseum, 1582 nucleotides long. RefSeq lists its product as uncharacterized. Lineage: Eukaryota; Fungi; Ascomycota; Sordariomycetes; Cephalothecales; Cephalothecaceae. The transcript has a single exon. Gene Ontology annotation, biological process: rRNA processing; tRNA processing; protein modification process. The record is from RefSeq and is a predicted model, not a curated record. The coding region runs from base 292 to 1287 and encodes 331 amino acids. Gene Ontology annotation, cellular component: ribonuclease MRP complex; nucleolar ribonuclease P complex.